AUGAUUCAAAUUGGUCACAAAGAAGAUGUCAGGGUUGUAGCAACGAAAAUGCCUAUGAAGGACAUCCUGAAGAUUGAAUAUUUCACACAUGAAUAUGGUGAAGGAGAUUGUGUCCUCGAGUACGAUGACUCCUAUCAUAGUAGUGAUGACACCAGGACUAAAAAGGGACAUUACUGUAGUGACAGUU
Acaulospora colombiana is the source of this 187-nucleotide messenger RNA. The record is from the annotation of a GenBank genome assembly. Lineage: Eukaryota; Fungi; Glomeromycota; Glomeromycetes; Diversisporales; Acaulosporaceae.